Molecule: messenger RNA, 3857 nt
Organism: Scatophagus argus
Lineage: Eukaryota; Metazoa; Chordata; Actinopteri; Scatophagidae
Gene: smad4a
Product: SMAD family member 4a
Exons: 11
Coding region: 527-2038 (503 amino acids)
Biological process (GO): transforming growth factor beta receptor signaling pathway; anatomical structure morphogenesis; regulation of transcription by RNA polymerase II
Cellular component (GO): heteromeric SMAD protein complex
Molecular function (GO): DNA-binding transcription factor activity, RNA polymerase II-specific; I-SMAD binding; RNA polymerase II cis-regulatory region sequence-specific DNA binding
Source: RefSeq, a predicted model, not a curated record
UUUUACGCUUACACGCAUUUGGAGCGUGGUGGGUGGAGAGGAAUUUUUUGUUUAUUUUCGUGGCUAGCCAUCCAGUAAGCGUGUUGUUAGCUUAUGUAAUUUUUAAUAACUAGGAUAAUUAGGCGAACAGACCAACGAGUGGCCGUUUAGCCGAUGUGAUAUUAUAACAUUUCUCGGGGUAGUUGAUUCGGGCAAUCAUAGAAGCGAGAAUCGAGCUAGCGUGAAGUUCAUUAAGGUCUUGUAGCAUUAGCUGUUAGCGUAUGUGCUAGCAAGCUAACCAGAAUAACAUUAACGCAAGCUAACUUGUUAACGGUAACGCUAAGUAACGUUUCAACAUUUCGGUUGCUAAAGUCGCUCGCUUAUCGUCUUCCUCCACUGGGUGUAACGCUCCUCGGUGAGAAAAUCACAGUUGCUGAGAGGUUUGGCAACAUUGAAUCAACAUUACUUUAACCUUGACACUUCUGCUGGCCAAGACAUACAGGAUACAACUGGAAAGCCUCCCCAAGGUUGAAACCUAAGGAGCAAGAUGUCAAUCACAAACACUCCCACAAGUAAUGAUGCCUGCCUGAGCAUCGUGCAUAGCCUGAUGUGCCAUCGACAGGGAGGAGAGAGUGAAAGCUUUGCCAAGCGAGCUAUUGAGAGUCUUGUCAAGAAGCUGAAGGAGAAGAAGGAUGAGCUGGACUCCCUUAUCACAGCCAUCACUACGAAUGGAGCUCAUCCUAGCAAGUGUGUAACCAUACAGCGAACUUUGGAUGGACGCCUACAGGUUGCAGGGCGUAAAGGUUUCCCCCAUGUUGUCUAUGCCCGGCUGUGGCGAUGGCCUGAUCUACACAAGAAUGAAUUAAAACACGUGAAAUAUUGCCAGUAUGCCUUUGACCUGAAAUGUGACAAUGUUUGUGUUAACCCAUACCACUACGAGAGGGUUGUUUCUCCAGGAAUCGACUUAUCAGGACUGACUCUCUCAAGUUCGGGUCCACUUUUGGUGAAAGAUGAGUAUGACUAUGACAACCAGCAAUCUCACUCAAGCUCUGAAAGCCACCUGCAGACUAUUCAGCAUCCCCCAUCAAGGCCCGGUCCACAGGAGACCUUCAGCAGCCCCUCUUUACUCCCCCCACCGGAGGGCAGCAGUUCAGCUUCAACCUCUGCGUUCUCUACCAUCAGUGCUGGACCUUCAAAUCCUAACCCCAAUUGGAACAGAAACAGCAGCUUCACCCCUGCAGUGCCUCAACAUCAAAACGGGCAUCUACAGCAUCACCCACCCAUGCCUCAUACAGGGCAUUACUGGCCUGUUACCAGUGAAAUUGCUUUUCAGCCCCCCAUAUCCAAUCACCCUGCUCCAGAAUACUGGUGCUCCAUUGCAUACUUUGAGAUGGAUGUCCAGGUCGGGGAGACAUUUAAGGUCCCAUCGACAUGUCCGAUAGUGACUGUGGAUGGCUACGUGGAUCCCUCGGGAGGGGAUCGCUUCUGCUUGGGCCAGCUGAGCAAUGUCCACAGAACAGAGAACAUAGAGAGAGCCAGGCUCCACAUUGGCAAAGGUGUGCAGCUGGAGUGCAAAGGUGAAGGAGAUGUCUGGGUGCGCUGUUUGAGUGAUCAUGCAGUGUUUGUGCAGAGUUAUUACCUUGAUCGCGAGGCUGGACGUGCCCCCGGAGAUGCAGUUCACAAGAUCUACCCCAGUGCUUACAUCAAGGUGUUCGACUUGCGUCAGUGCCACAGGCAGAUGCAGCAGCAGGCCGCGACAGCUCAGGCAGCAGCUGCAGCCCAAGCGGCAGCCGUGGCUGGGAACAUUCCAGGGCCAGGCUCUGUGGGAGGCAUCGCCCCUGCCAUCAGUCUGUCUGCUGCUGCAGGCAUUGGGGUUGAUGACCUGCGCAGGCUGUGCAUCCUGCGGAUGAGCUUCGUGAAGGGCUGGGGGCCUGACUACCCACGGCAAAGCAUCAAAGAGACACCCUGCUGGAUUGAGAUCCAUUUACACCGAGCCCUACAGCUGCUGGAUGAAGUUCUGCACACCAUGCCCAUAGCUGACCCUCAGCCUCUUGACUGAGUUAAAGACAAAAACUGUACAAAAAUAAUAACAGACUGUACUUUUAACAGACCACUUCACCUAUAGGCCGGGAGUGCCGAAGGAGGACUGCAACGACAGGGAUGCCGAGUAGGUUGUAGGAACAAGGACAAAAAGCCUGGCAGUGUAAUCCAACCACAGUGCUGUCUCAUAUCCAGUGUGGCAAGAAGUUGGCAGUAUACUGACUGAGCCUCCACAUUUUCAAGUUCGGUGAGUCUCAAAACUUAACAUUGCUUACCAAUAUACUCACGCGCGGAUAUGAGUUAACGAACAUGUUCACACUGGGAUUAAACAAUGCAAAACGUAUUUAAUUCAUCGAUGUGCCGUACAAAGGAAAUGCAUCACCAUGAGAGUGUGGGGUAUGUAACAAUGAGUGUUGCAUUUACAGUUUUGUGGGGAAAACUAUUGGACUUUAAGCCACUUAAGCUGAGCACAGUGUCUGAACACAUUAAAUGUGAUCUCAGUUGGAGUAUACUGCCAGUCCAGUCCUCCUUCAUUGGCUUCCCAGUGCUUCUGUGGCUUCAUGUAAGCCACAGAAGCACUGCUCCCCCCUCCCCCCACCCCACAGAUGACAUUUGUGUAAAAUCAUGUUAUACAUUACUCAUGUUUUUUGUAAAAUGCAGUCUUAAAUAUAUUUCAAUGCUGACAGUCCUUGUUUAAUGUUUUUUGGUUUAUAUUCCCCUUUUGAAUAGUUGUUUUUAAUUGACAUAAAGAGCAUCUGAAAAGCCCAUUUUAGCUGACUCUAGCUUCAUCAACACCUUAACACUGUUCCAUUAUUCCACCAGCAGUCAAGGCUGAGGUUUUCUAUUGAGAUUUUUCAAACCCAAUGUUUCAUUGUAAUGAUAAAAUAUUUUCGAAAGGUUAUUACAUCAAAUCUCUGUAAUAUUAUUUGCAGUUGUCUUUCUUUUGAUUAGGUGCCCACAUAGUAUCCAUUAGCACUUUAUUGAUUUGCUUAAGUAUUUUGUCUUGUUUCAUAGUAUGUGUGGCUACUUGUAUCCAUAUGAUCAGUUAGUAUAGUUGAAAAGUUUUUCUUGCUAAUGACCUUGGUGGGAUCCAUGAAAAAUGUUCUUCGGAGUGUUUGCCCUAUAUUGACGUUUUCAGUAUCAAACACAAUAGGUUUGAAAGGUAGGUUUCACUCUAUUCUGGCCAAACGAUGACUGUUUGGAACAUGUUGAGUAUGAUUCAUGAGAUUACAGUUAACCUUUAAAUCACCACCUUUUAAGCGGUGAAUCUUUGAUACUCAAAAGACAGAUGUUUGGUUAGGGCAUCUUUUUAAGAUGGCUUACCGUCACUUGUUUUAAUUUAAAUAUUACUUGGAUGACACAUAAUGUAAUGUAUUCCAGACAACAGCUGAGUAAAGGAGGCGGGGAAUGAACUGUGAGAGGAAGUUUAAGCCAUACUGAUGCCAAAUAUACCCUAUGAAAAGUAAAAACGGUUAUGGUACUGCAGUCAUUUCAGUGUUAUGUCGCUUAUAAAUGGCUGGUUUUAAUUAUCAAGGAAAUGAUUUUUGUUUUUGCUCAGCACUAUUGAUCAAACAAUAUUUUGGUAUUUGGAGCUCCGUUUACUUAAAACUGUUGCAAUAUUUUGUACUCUUUUGCUACCUUUACAGUGAUGAACCACUCUGGUCAUAAUUGAGAAUGCUAAAAAAAAAAAAAAAAAAAAAAAUGCUGUAAAAUUUUGAGGAAAUGCAAGCUCAUACUCAUCUUGAAUCUUUGCAGUUGUGUCAUACAUUCUAUGGAAUUUGAAUGAUAUUGGUGUUUAUAUGUAUGAAUAUGGUUAAAUAAAAUUUAAUGGGCUAACA